Malus domestica (apple) is the source of this 1778-nucleotide messenger RNA. RefSeq names its product chromatin remodeling protein EBS. NCBI's taxonomy places the organism in Eukaryota, Viridiplantae, Streptophyta, Magnoliopsida, Rosales, Rosaceae. The record is from RefSeq and is a predicted model, not a curated record. Gene Ontology annotation, molecular function: chromatin binding.
AUAAAAUGGGCAUCAAUGUAUGCAAGAAUGGAUGAUGAUGGUGGUGAUGAAUGAAUGAUACAUGAUGCUGUUGGCAUCCAUUCUGUUCAUCCUCGCAAUCCGUCCAAGCAAAAGCGCUCUCUCUCUCUCUCUCCCCGACCAAAUCUUCUCCUCCCCUCUUUCCCCGUUUGUCCGAACCUUCUAAUUUCUAGGGUUUCCGUUUACGCCAUUAAACCAUCUAAAGCCCUCCAUCCAAUCCACAAAACCCUAAUAGAAAUUCCUCACUUAGCUACAACAAUCUCGCCUCAUUUUUCUCACAUUUUCCCUAAAUCCAGCUUCCCUGUCUCCGCCGCCAUCCGCCUGUCUGAAAUCGCAGAAGUUGCAGCUGCUCAACAUUCAUGGCCAAGACCAAACCUGGAAAAAAGGACCUUGACUCUUACACCAUCAAGGGCACCAACAAAAUCGUUCGACCUGGUGAUUGUGUGUUAAUGCGGCCGUCAGACACUGAUAAGCCUCCGUAUGUGGCACGCGUGGAGAAGCUCGAAGCUGACCACCGCAACAAUGUGAAGGUUCGGAUUCGAUGGUAUUAUCGGCCUGAGGAAUCGAUUGGAGGAAGGAGACAGUUCCAUGGGGCCAAGGAGCUGUUUUUAUCAGACCACUAUGAUGUGCAGAGUGCACAUACUAUCGAAGGGAAGUGUACAGUGCACUCCUUCAAGAACUACACUAAGCUUGAGAAUGUGGGAGCUGAGGAUUACUUCUGUAGGUUUGAGUACAAGGCUUCCACUGGAGGGUUCACACCAGACCGCGUGGCUGUGUAUUGUAAAUGUGAGAUGCCAUACAAUCCGGACGACCUUAUGGUGCAAUGCGAGGGAUGCAAGGACUGGUUUCAUCCCUCGUGUAUGGGUAUGACAAUUGAAGAUGCAAAAAAGUUGGAGCACUUUUUAUGUUCUGACUGCUCAUCUGAUGAUGAUGCCAAAAGAUCCUUGAACACAUUUCCAGUAUCACCAUCUGUUGAGGCUAAGGCCGAGCCAAAGCGCAGGAAGAGGUGACCUGUUGAUUCAGAUGCUUGGUGAGGAGGUAUCCAGACUUCUUUGGCAUAGCUCCUGUGUUGUGUGUUGUGGAAAUGUACAGUGCAGAGAAGAUACUGUGCUUGCACAAUCCAAAGGCUUUUUUUAGUUUUUGAAUGUUUGUAUGUGUGCUAGACUUAGGCAAUGAGUUUGUGUUCUGUGUUGCCCUUGCAAGACAUGAAAAUCAUAUUUGAGCACAGAGAAAAUGAGAACACAUCAAACCAAACAUUUAGGAGGAACUUUGGAUUUGUGGUGAUGUGUUUAUUGCUGGCAUUACUUAGUACUGCAUGCAACGGCAACUGUUUUAGUUUCUUGUGUUUUUUAAUCCCCACCCUCCCCCUGGUGUUUCACUGUCCUUUCCGUCGUUGGGCAUGAGAAAAAGUAGGGCUGCAUAUGUUGAUCACAGGCACGGUGAGUGCAGUUUCAGGAGUAACUGGAACAACCCCAUUUGGCGUAACCGGUGGGUUUUGUCUUUGUAAACGCUCAGUUGCCACUGGGUUGGUCUUACUGGCUGGUGGAGCUGGGCUCCAUUCCAUCAGAUUGCUUUUCUCCCUGCCUCGUGCUAUUUUCCCCACAGGAUCGACCAUCAGCAAAGACAUGUGAAUGUACCACGGGUUUGAGGAUCAUGUAUUGUCAUUAUCAUAACUGCGGGUUUUGUCGACCUCUAUGAUUAACUGGUGCUGUAUGUUAUUUGUGCAUGUCAGGUUUUUGAAGAAUCAUAUUUUCCGGAUU